This is a messenger RNA of Megalops cyprinoides (Indo-Pacific tarpon), 6258 nucleotides long. Its product is annotated as protein FAM83H-like. Gene Ontology annotation, cellular component: keratin filament. The transcript is spliced from 6 exons. Lineage: Eukaryota; Metazoa; Chordata; Actinopteri; Elopiformes; Megalopidae. The record is from RefSeq and is a predicted model, not a curated record. Gene Ontology annotation, biological process: protein localization to cytoskeleton; intermediate filament cytoskeleton organization; positive regulation of cell migration. The coding region runs from base 275 to 3970 and encodes 1231 amino acids. Gene Ontology annotation, molecular function: keratin filament binding.
GUUAUACGAAUUCAAGUAGACAGGAGAAAACAGAAACAGGUUCCGUCAGAGUUCAUCCUCGACUUGUAAUUGCAGCCUUGGGUGGAGUCUUUCUCCGGAGCAGGAAUGUAACGUACCGCUGCCACUUACGGUACAGAAGGGGCAAAGAAGAAGGGAUUAUAGGAGGGGAAAAGUAGCGAAACUGCGGUGGAAAGGAUAGCAUUAGCUAUCAUUGCACACCUGACGGCUGAAUCCACCCCCCCUCCCCUGACCUCCACCCUGUGCUAGUCCUGCCAUGGCCCACCGCUCACAGAGCUCUUCCCUGGGGGACAACCCCCUGGACCCCAAUUAUCUGCCCCCUCACUACCGUGAGGAGUACCGGCUGGCCAUCGAUGCGCUCGUGGAGGAUGGCCUGGAGGGAUAUUAUGAGUUCCUGCAGGGUGCGGGCGUGGUCGACUUCCUGUCUCAGACAGAAAUUGAGCACAUUAAGGGUACAGUGCAGGUCCCACACUCUAGCCUGCUGCCGGAACUGCCCUACCAAGAGGUUGAACCCGAUGGCUCCUCGGACACCUAUUGGCCGGUCCACUCUGACCUGGACGCACCAGGCCUGGAUCUGGGCUGGCCCAGCCACCACAGCUUCAUCGGCCCCACGGAGGUCACUACUCUCGUCAACCCCUCUGACCCGGACAUGCCCAGCAUCAAGGAGCAGGCCCGUCGGCUCAUCAAGAAUGCCCAACAGGUCAUUGCCAUCGUUAUGGACAUGUUCACAGAUGUUGACAUCUUCUCAGAUCUUCUGAAUGCAACCACACGGCGUGUUCCUGUCUACAUACUGCUGGAUGAACAGAACACCCAUCAUUUUGCAGCCAUGGUCACCAGCUGCAAAGUGAAUCUAGAUAUGGUCCCAUUAAUGCGAGUGCGGACUGUGUCAGGCACCACCUAUUUCUGCCGCACUGGGAAAUCAUUCAAGGGUCAAGUGAUGGACCGCUUCCUGUUGGCAGACUGCAAAGCUGUCCUCAGUGGCAACUACAGCUUUAUGUGGUCUUUUGAGAAGAUCCACCGCUGCAUCGCACACCUGUUCCUUGGGGAGCUGGUGACCACAUUCGAUGAGGAGUUCCGGAUCCUGUACGCUCAGUCUCAUCCACUGGUCAUGGAAAACGCUCUGGUGCCAGUCGGUUCCAGGGACGCCAGCAGUUUUAGCAGUAACCAAUUUGGCUUUAAAAGGACCCAGUCCCUCAGGAACCUUAGAGGACCCCGUCACACCGAGCUGGCAGGGUACUCCUUUGGAGACCGUAUGGACAUUGAUCGUAAUGUGCUCCCCUUGAGGAGAGACGAUCCCUUCCGCCACUCCUUAGAACCUGGCGCAAUGCAGCUCUCCAGUACUAAAUAUUCCUCCCAACAGUUCAGAACGGAGAGAUCUUACCUCGAUCAGGGCAGGAACCUGAUGGCCUCCAGACAGAUGGAAAUUAAUGCCUACAAAAGACAUAGCUAUGCGGAGGGGACCCAGGAGAACUAUGCCUCCUCGCGGCAGUUCAUGAGGCACCGACUCAUGAACAACCUGGAUGAGGUGGAGAACCAGAGCUACUUCCAAAGAGAGCAGCAUUUCUACCAGGGAGGAGGGUCAGGAUCAGCACAAGGUCUCUAUGACAAAAUCAAGAGCUCAAGUUACCACCAGACAGAUGAGUACUCUGACUCGGGGUACCCGCCUGAGCUAGAGCCACCUGGCAUGUACAACCGUGCAGUAGAUUACUUGUCGUCCAGUUCCUCCAAGGACAUAAAACAUGACUUUGGGGCUGGGCAGGCCACGGAAGGAGGGGGUCGCUACAAUCAGACCAACCCAAAAAGGCCGAGCGUUGGCCAGCCGUAUGCCUGCCAGAGUUCCCCCACGCAGCUGCAUCCCCCUGAAAACAAGCGGCUGUGUGGUGCGGAUGAUUCAGACCGGCAUCAGCAGGACCCUGAUGUGAAGCAGGGGCUGCGGAACUGGAGAAUCAGCUCCUUCCUCAGUGCCUUUGAGGAUGCAGGAGAAGAGGGCCUGCCACUGACUCUAGGACCUGAUGCCUUUGACGAGCCCCAACAGCCUCCAGAGGGGAAAUUCCUUGGCCCAGAAUCUUCAGUGCCCAGGUUCACCACCAGAGACCUUCCAAAGAUUCCCAGCAAGCCAGAUCUGCUUCCACGCUAUGGCAAGCCACUCCUGCCCGGGCCAACAAAGGAACCACUGUCCAGGGACCUGGGCUCUACAGCAACUGACGCUAAACUGUCACUGCUGACUGCUUCCAGGUCAUUGAGUACCACAGAAGGGGACAAGCUAGAGGAGAUGGAGGUCAGGGAGCCCAGAGAGAUCAGUAUAACCAAGCAUGAGUCCUUCCGCAACAGGUUAAACCCCAUGCUGCAGAGGAGCUCCAGGCUGAGGUCUUCCCUAAUCUUCAGUUCUUCCAAGCUGGAGGAGCACAGCUCUGCAGCAAUGAAAUCAGGCCCAGGGCUGAAUGAGGAUGAGGACAGCGACCGUUUAAAAACCUCUUCCAUUGUUGCUCAGAUUUUGGAGAAGAGGAGAUCCAUAUCAAGAGAGCCAUUUGAGUGGCGCAGUCACAAGAAGAUGGAGAUAAAAGACCCUUCCACUGUCGAGGUGCCCGAACCAAAGGGGCCUGCCGAAGUUACAAGUGAUAAAGCGGCCCAAAAGGAACCCACACCUGAGGUGCCCAAGGAUGAACCCAAGGUCACAGCACCAGCAGACCCUCCAAAACCCACACCAAGCACCACCACCUCUUCUGUGAACAUGAACGACCCUGAGAGUAGACUCUUAUAUUUUAAAGAAUUAGCUGAAAAACGGAAAGCUUCAAAAAUGGCAGUGGAGUCUGCUGUCAGAAGCCCAGAACCUAUUCCAAAAAAGCCUGAGCUUUCAGAGACUCCAUCUGACACAACCAUCACAAAGUCAACCAUGUCCAUCACACCAGCAGAACCUGCUUCCGAAAAGAUACAACCAGCACCACCUCAGCCUGUGCCCAGUACCCCGAUAAUCACAAUAAAACCACCUGAACCUGAAGUCAAAGAGCAGGACUCCCAGACCACAGUACAGAAGGAGACAAAGCCUGUCAUUGAGGUACAGAAAAAAGAACCUCCACCGCCAAAAGCACAAAAGCCACUUCCUUCACCAAAGAACUUCAAAAAGGAAAUAUUGAAACCUUUCAAGAGCAGUCACUCCCGCCACGUCUCCUGUGGAGAGGAGAUCUUCACAGAUGCCACUGAUGCUGAGAAGAGUGAGCUGAAGAAGUCUCGCAGUAACAGCUCCUCUGGCACAAUCCGUCUUGAGACAGGCGAGAAGCUGCAGAAGAGACACGGGUCCAAUACCUCCCUCAACCAGUCAGAGGGUGGUGGGGAUGGCAAAGCUUUGGAGUUUCUCAAGAAGCAAACUCAGAGGCUGAAGGGAUUUCUUGGGCCAAAAGGAGAUAAGAAAGCAGGAAGUGCGGCAACUGCCGAAGACAAGGGAACUACGCAGGCUAUGAGUACGGUCCCAGAGGCAUCCGAGGAGUCUGCUCCCAGAACACGUACAGGAUCCCAAAGCUCUGCAAAGGCGUCACUGACAGACAGCAGUGCCACAACGACAGAGAUCAAGGGAGAAAAAUCGAGCCACAAGCCAACAUCCAAACCCAGUCCCACUCGCUACCAGUCCUCCACCACCAACGUACUGUACAGCAGCAACCUUCGGGAUGACACCAAGGUCAUCCUGGAACAGAUCUCGGCCAACAGCCAGAAGAACAGGAUGGAAACUGCGAAGCAGUCUGCGGGGACUGCGGAGGAUGCCAAACAGGGUAGCGAUAGUGACAAGAAGGCAACAGAAAAGGAAGCAGACACUUCCAUCAUGUACCAAAGCAGGAACCGGUUCCAGCGGGUCCCUGGAAGCUCCCAAGAGCGGGACAGCUUGCUGAAGAGGAUCGAGAGCAUGCGCAAGGAGAAGAAAGUCUACAGCCGCUUUGAGAUGGGGAAUAACCUUGGAUAACAAAGAAUGAGGAAACCUGUCCACACGCUUCUGAAAAGACAGCACUUUCCCCACCUCCACCCAUACUGGCUUUUUGGGCAGGAAUAUCCGUCACUCACACCAUUUGAAAUAGCCAUUGCUCUGGAUCCUGUAACCAGCAAUCUUAAAAAAGACAAUGCAUGGAUUUUUCUGAGCACGCACUGCAAUUAACAGUGCCAAAGCGAAUCCAUAUCAGUAUGCCAGACCUACUGCUAUUAGGAAAUUCUGUUUUUUGAAAGGAAUGUGAACAAGACUGUAUCCCUGCACUAAGUUGUAUAUUUGGAGGAUACUGCAGUGGUACUCCUAGCAAUUUUUUUCCCCCACAUACUUUUUGGUGGAUUAUGAUUUGGUGAACAAAGAAAUCAACUACCUUAUGAAAAGGGAAGCACACAGGCUUGGGUGCAAACACAACGGAUGAAAAGCAGCAUAUGUUCAUCAUCUUGAUGUACUUAGUUUUGAGCUGCGCCGGACAAUAGCAACUGAACAAGCAUCAGCUGACAGACAUGCUUGUGCUACCCUGGCUCUCCAGAGUACCACUGUGGUACUGAAUGCGCAAACACAUAUGGGCAUUUCCAGACUGUGGGUUUAAUAACAGGGUGCCAUUGGGCCGUUACUGUACACAAACACAAACCCAAGGAGGACAGCUCCAGAAAGAACUCUGCCGCCAGCUCCACCAGUGGAGCUGAACUAAAGCGAACUUGGAGACGGAAAGAGAAAGAGAGAACGUCAGAGGCAAAGAGAUGAAGUCGGAGAGAGAAAAAGUAAGAAUAGCAGGAAGUAAAGAAGGAUGAAGACAGAGUUAAGUAGAAACAAAGAAUCAGAAAGAGUGUUUCUUGUCAGAUAAAGGGUACUGUAAAGAGAUGAAGAGUAUUGUGUCCAUGAUUAGACUUGAUUAAAGAGUUAUUAGAACAUGCACACAAGAUAAGAUGAUCAAGAGUAUGUGCACGGUAAGCAAAGUACAUAGUUCAUUUGUCAUGGUGACUCAGGGAACAUGUGCAAGAACGUUGGAGCAUACCUAAUGAACCUCUUUUGUAAGUAUGUGUAAGUAUUUUAAGGGAUAUUUCCACGUUUAUACACAACCAUUUAAAAUAUAAAGUUAUCUGUCAUUGUUUGGGGAGGGGAAUGUUUUUAUAUAAGGGAAGAAUGUGAAGAUUCAUUUUAUAUCACAGCUUUUAGUUAAUGGCUAAAGAGUCUAAAAAGGUUGGGCUUCUACAGUGCCUUUUGUGUGUUUUUAACAUUUUUGUGUAUAUACAGUAGUAGGCUUUUAUGAAAAUAAUUGGAUUAUGGGGAUUCUGCACACUGGGAAAGGUGCUCUCUUUCACGGCAUGUUUUGUUCUGGUUUUUACUUUAUUUUUCCUGUACUGUAUUAGCAUGUUUAUGUUAACUUGUUGCGUGCCUAAAAUGUGAGGUUUUACCAUCAUUGGCACAUGCCAUUUGCUUAUGAGGAACCCAAAGAUACAUCUCAAAGGUAAGCAGGCAGAUGGAAAAAAACAGUGUGAACAUUGAUGCUAGUGUUAUUUACCAUGUUUCAUACAUAACACCUCACACUCUCUUGACGCAGUGUCCUUUUUCCAUGGUAUUUGAGCAUCUGGCACAGAGUGACCUUCCUCUACCAGUGAAUGUAGUUCCACAAUUAAAACAUUAAAACAAAGACAUCUGUUGCUAGCAUCUAAUGCCCUGUGAGUUACCCUGCAUAAGGGUGUCUGCCAAAUAAGUAAUAAUCAUAGCAGUGACAUAACACAUAUUUUGGCAUACAAUUUUUUUUUUGUAGAGUUUGACAUGUUGACAUUUAUAUUCAUUUUCUCCUGAUGGUCUGUCAGAGAGUCAGUGCACAGAAAGUAUUUCUCAUUUAACUAGUUUUGCCCCAGGUCUCCACUGGCGCUCAAUCAAUGCAAGUGGUAAAUGUUUUGCGUGUCAACUCAAAAGGGAAAAGGCUUAUUCGUACAGAGUGAAUCGAGUCUGUAGCCAGUGGUGAGAAACAGGAUCGCAACAACUCACCACGAGAAAAGGAACGAAGGAAGAAUGUUUUGUGUAGUAUAAAGCCAAUUCCUUAUCUUCUAGAUGCUCUGCAAUUGAUAAGGAUAUCAAAAACCACAUCUUUACAAACCGAUUUUUUUUAUUCUAGAGUAAGUGGAGUAACAGUGUGAUUAAAAGUGUGAGGAGGGUUUAAAAGAUACAAUUCCAAACUCCUCAGGUCAACAUUACCAUUGUUGCCUUGGUGAACAACACAACUAUUCUGUCUCAAUAUUUGUAAUAAAUCUUUUCUUUUA